Molecule: messenger RNA, 936 nt
Organism: Cadophora gregata
Lineage: Eukaryota; Fungi; Ascomycota; Leotiomycetes; Helotiales; Ploettnerulaceae
Product: Mitochondrial oxaloacetate carrier protein
Exons: 4
Coding region: 1-936 (311 amino acids)
Biological process (GO): transmembrane transport
Source: RefSeq, a predicted model, not a curated record
AUGGCUACAACUUUAGGGGCCUUCGUUGCUGGUGGCAUAGCAGCUUGCGGAGCAGUCACAGCGACUCAUCCCUUUGAAACGGUGAAGAUCCGCAUGCAACUGCAAGGAGAACUACAAGAGAAGGCUUUGCAACCGCGCUUGUACAAAGGGCCUUUCCAUGGCGUCACAGUCAUCGUCCGGAAUGAGGGGCUUCGGGGCAUAUACCGGGGAAUUGGAGCUGCGUACAUCUACCAGAUGAUCCUCAACGGUUGUCGGUUGGGGUUUUACGAACCGAUACGAAAUACAAUAACGACUGCCAUCUACACGGAUCCGAAGACACAAAGUCUAGGGGUCAACAUCUUCUCUGGCGCGUCAUCUGGAAUCUUGGGCGCGGCGGCGGGGAGCCCAUUCUUCUUGGUCAAGACGAGAUUGCAGAGUUUCUCGCCUUUUGCGCCAGUGGGCACACAACACAGCUACAAAAAUGCCGUGGAUGGUAUGAGGCAGAUUUAUAAAGGCGAAGGGAUCACUGGGCUGUACCGAGGGGUUGGAGCUGCUAUGGUGAGGACCGGCUUCGGAAGCUCGGUCCAGUUGCCAACAUACUUUUUUGCGAAGAGGCGGCUGGUCAAACAUUUGGGGAUGGAGGAAGGCCCUGCACUGCAUUUGGCAAGCAGUACUGCGAGUGGAUUUGUGGUUUGCUGCGUGAUGCAUCCACCUGACACCAUCAUGUCUCGCAUGUACAACCAGAACGGCAAUCUAUACCAAGGUGUAUUUGAUUGUCUAGCGAAGACGGUGAAGACCGAGGGCAUACUCGCCAUCUAUAAAGGGUUUCUGCCCCAUCUGGCAAGAAUAUUACCCCAUACUAUCCUGACCCUCAGUCUGGCGGAGCAAACCAACAAGCUGAUGCGGAAAUUCGAGAACAAGAUCCUCCCUGCAAUCGAGGAAACGAACCAAGUUUGA